Messenger RNA from Calliphora vicina (urban bluebottle blowfly), 427 nucleotides. It is a transcript of the gene Sfp35C, whose product is annotated as Seminal fluid protein 35C. The transcript is spliced from 3 exons. The record is from RefSeq and is a predicted model, not a curated record. Bases 97 to 342 code for a protein of 81 amino acids. Gene Ontology annotation, molecular function: protein binding. Lineage: Eukaryota; Metazoa; Arthropoda; Insecta; Diptera; Calliphoridae.
AAAAAAACUAUAAAAGCUUCUUAAAAUAAAAAAAUGAUCAUCAUACUGAUAACAGCAAUUCUCACAUAAACAUCAAAGUUAAACAAAAUAUUAAAAAUGAAAUUUUUCUCCGUAAUUAUUUUCGCUUUAUUCAUGAUUUGCUGCUCUGUGGGAGUUCAAGCCCAACAACCAUGCCCCGUUGCUUGUCCAGCUUUGUAUAGACCCACCUGUGGUUUCAAUGGACGUUGUCAUAAACAAUUUGUCAAUGAUUGUCAAAUGAGCCACACUAACUGCAGUGAGAAACAAAAUUUCCAAGUAGUAGAUUUAGCUAAAUGCUCCCAAAAGGGUUUAGCUCAAUGUUAAAUUUGAAAUAAGCUAAGAAGUCAGUGUUAAUUUUUAUGUAUUAAAAUAAAUAAAUAAAAUAAUAAAAAAAAACAAUUAAAAAAAA